Acipenser ruthenus (sterlet) is the source of this 2247-nucleotide messenger RNA. It is a transcript of the gene ppid, whose product is annotated as peptidylprolyl isomerase D. Lineage: Eukaryota; Metazoa; Chordata; Actinopteri; Acipenseriformes; Acipenseridae. The coding region runs from base 131 to 1246 and encodes 371 amino acids. The transcript has 10 exons. Gene Ontology annotation, biological process: protein folding; protein peptidyl-prolyl isomerization. The record is from RefSeq and is a predicted model, not a curated record. Gene Ontology annotation, molecular function: protein binding; peptidyl-prolyl cis-trans isomerase activity.
UCCUGGAGUCCGCGGCGGAAGUUGAUUGGCUGGGUGGGUAUCUGCCUUGCAGUUGUUCGGCGAAACAGCAAUUGCCAGUUACACAGGAUCUGACUGAAAGCAGCAUUGGACAGCAACAGAAGCAGAAAUAAUGGCAAACCCAAGUCCGUCCAGCAAACCUUCAAACCCAACCAAUCCGCGGGUGUUCUUCGAUGUGGCCAUCGGUGGAGAGAGAGUUGGCCGCAUAGUCCUUGAACUGUUUGCAGACAUUGUUCCAAAAACUGCAGAAAAUUUCCGUGCCCUCUGUACUGGAGAAAAGGGAAUUGGGCUUACAACAGGGAAGCCUCUCCAUUUUAAAGGAUGUCCUUUCCACAGGAUCAUAAAGAAGUUCAUGAUCCAGGGGGGAGAUUUCUCCAAUCAAAAUGGAACUGGGGGAGAGAGUAUUUAUGGAGAGAAGUUUGAAGAUGAAAACUUUCACUACAAGCAUGAUCGUGAAGGCUUGCUCAGCAUGGCAAAUGCAGGACCCAAUACCAAUGGUUCACAGUUCUUCAUCACUACAGUACCAACAGCUCACCUGGAUGGAAAACAUGUCGUUUUUGGACAGGUUUUGAAAGGCUUAGGUGUCGUAAAAAUUCUAGAAGCAAUAGAAACUAAUGAGGAAACGCCAGUCAAGCCAUGUGGUAUAGCUGAGUGUGGAGAGCACAAAGACGGAGACGACUGGGGGACGGCACCUGCUGAUGGCUCAGGAGACACCCAUCCUGACUUUCCAGAGGACUCUGACAUUGAUUUAAAAGAUGUUGAAAAAAUCAUGCCCAUUGCAGAAGAUGUAAAGAAUAUCGGAAACAACUUCUUCAAAUCCCAAAACUGGCAGGCAGCAAUCAAGAAAUACUCCAAAGCUUUAAGGUAUCUGGAGGUGUGCAGAGAUGAAGUGGAAGAUGAGAAUCUACAGAAAAAGCUGGAGCCCAUCGUAUUGAGCUGCAUUCUAAAUAUGUCUGCCUGUAAACUCAAGCUGCAGCUGUGGCAGGAAGCCAUUGACAGCUGCAACGAGGCUCUAGAAAUAGAUCAGUUGAACACUAAAGCACUGUACAGGAGGGCCCAAGCAUGGCAAGGAAUGAAGGAAUAUAAUCAAGCUCUGGUUGAUCUAAAAAAAGCUCAAGAGUUAACACCUGAAGAUAAAGCCAUUAGUAAUGAGAUGCUCAGAGUGAAACAAAAGAUAAAGGAGGAAAAAGAGAAAGAAAAGAAAACUUAUGCAAAAAUGUUUGCUUGAACAAACCUUUCCAUUGAAGAUUCAUUAAUUUGCUUCAAGAAGCCUUUGUUUCUUUUUGGUUGUAAAAAGUAAUGAAAACAGUACUGUAUAUGUAUUUAGAGUUGAUCUGCAACAUUUAAACAGAUCGUAUACCCUACACUUUAUCUGUAUUGCCCAUGCCAAGAAUACUGUAAUUUGGUAAACUGUUAAAGUGAAAUGCAGAAUUGUGAACAUCAGUGUAGUUUUAAGGCUAUAAAGAUAGCAGAUAGUUAUAUAAAGUUUACAUAGUUUGGUUGAGUUGUAUUGUGUUCAGGUAUAUAUUUUUUCUAGAUAUGAUGUUCUCCACAGAGCUACAUGUAUUAUACAUAGUGUAUUAUAUAUACACACAAUACUUAUUUCUAAAGAAUCUUUAUAUAUUCCUUGAAACAAAGCUUCUGGAAAUGUAAGUAAUUUGAAGCACUUAACCAAGUAGGAUAAUUAAGAGCUAAUACUGAUUCCUUCAUUUUAUUUGAUUGUGUUAUGUGAAUUACUUAGUUGAUCUAUAUUAGAAAACUAUUUUAAAUUAUUAACAUGUAGAAUACAAAUAAAACACACAAAAAACCCUGCUUAAUAGCUGUACUUCCUGUUUAACAGGACUGAAAGGGGAUUUCACAAUGUAUUCAGUUUAAGCACUCAUUGGGUUUGACGCACCAUUUUUGUUCUGUGUAAAGCGCUACUGCAGAAGCUGAAAGUCCUUACUGUAAUUCUGUAUCAGACAUGAUACUUUACAGUCUGCUUCUGUACCUACUUUAAUACCGAUGUUUUGUUUGAAUGAAGAGACUAGUUUUAUAGAUACUAGGAAGAUCUUAUUUCAUCUGGAGUCUUUGUUGGUGUAGUCAGAACUAAAAACAUAUUCACUGCUCUGCAUAUUGAAUUUGUUGGCAUAUCUGAAUAGCCUGUCAUCCUAAUGUAUCUGGAUAUGGGAUUACUAUGUACAUUAAAAAAUGUGAAUCAUAAUUCAAUAAACAUGUUUUUCGAAUGUA